GUCUGCUCCGGUCUGGCUCAGUCUGGCCCAGCAGCGGCCUCGGACACCACGCUGGGGCAAUGUGUGCGCGGUGGGAGCUCGCCACUCUGCUGGCCUGCCUGCUGUGUCGGUGGUCGGCCGGGCAGCAUACGUCUGAGGGCACAUCUGGCAGCAGCCCCCUGUCCGUGGCAGCCCCGGGACCGGCUGAGAUGCAGGACAUCCAGAACAUGGUCCGGCGCACAGUGCGACAGAUUGUCUCUCAACUGGAUCCCUCGGCAGAGGUCGCCAGCUCAGGGUCACGGACCAGAAAGGUCAAGGAUUUCACGCGUCAGUUCCACGUGGGCACCAGCUGCCACGACAUCCAGCUGACUCAGGGUGCUGACCGGUCGGGGGUGUACCUGGUGCACCCCGCCAACCUGGCCCAGGGGCCGUGGAAGGUCUACUGUGACCUCGAGACGGAGGGAGGCGGAUGGACGGUUUUUCAAGUGAGGGACGACGUGGAGCCCCAUGAGAACUUUUUCAGGAACUGGGAGGACUACAAGGUCGGCUUCGGUGACUUCGACAGGGAGUUCUGGCUCGGGAACAUUCUGAUUUGGGCGCUGACAAACGUUGACAACAGCACGCAGUUCGAACUGGCCAUCGACCUGGAGGACUGGUCCGGAAACAAACGCUUCGCCAGGUACCGCGGUUUCCGGCUGGGUCCCGAGCGGGACGCCUACCGCCUGUACCACCAAAACCUCUACUACGGCAACGCCGGCGACUCGCUCUUCAGCCACAACGGCCUGCCGUUCUCCACCUUCGACGUGGACAACGACAGCCGGCGCGGUAACUACAGCGAGCGCAGCUGCGCGCGCCUCUACAAGGGCGCCUGGUGGUACGGCAACUGUCACGACUCCAACCUGAACGGCUGGUACCUGGGCGGCGCACACCGCAGCUUCGCAGACGGCGUCAACUGGUACACGUGGACCGGGUACCAGUACUCACUGCGGCGCACCCAGAUGAGGCUGCGGCCGCAGAGCGACGCGCCCAUACCCAUCGGACAGGACACGUUCAUCCUAACCAACCGAGCGGGCAGGGGUGGGGACUCAGGGGAGCGGGUGGAUGUGCCGGAGCUGAUGGGGCCGGCCAACACCCUCACCAGACCAUGAGGAUCGCUGGACACUGGGGGUCCCAGACUCUGAGGUUCACUGGACCCUUAUAACUACAUCACUACACCCUAACCUUUGAGGACCCUUAUUGAACCCUGAGGAGGGGCUACAAAGAGCAAACUUCUGGAAGUGGAUGAACAUGCUGAAUCUGCUGGGGUAGGCCAAUAGACAAGACGCUUACUAGCCCCUAAUGACGGACCUCCAGCAUGGCUGCAGGGAACAGAACAUCAUUUUAUGGAGAUAUGUGGUUGCGACAUGCGAUGCUGCCCCAUCGUUGCAUCAUUUCUAAGCUACGCAACAUUACAUCAAGUUUCUAUGGUAGUUACAUCAGUUGGUUAUGAUUAAACAUAGUUGUCUGCUCAAGAUAUUGUCGUCAGAAUAAUAAAUACUCGUUCGAUAGUAUGAGUAUUUAUCCUUGUUUAAUA
Messenger RNA from Amphibalanus amphitrite, 1552 nucleotides. RefSeq names its product microfibril-associated glycoprotein 4-like. The record is from RefSeq and is a predicted model, not a curated record. The transcript is spliced from 6 exons. The coding region runs from base 60 to 1127 and encodes 355 amino acids. NCBI's taxonomy places the organism in Eukaryota, Metazoa, Arthropoda, Thecostraca, Balanomorpha, Balanidae.